GAUUGCUUCCGGUAGGGAGAAGUUGGCUUCUGUGCCAUCUGGUGGUGGUUGUGGUGCUGUUGCAGCUGCUCCAUCAAGUGGUGGUGCUGCUGCUGCUCCUGCAGCUGCUGAGAAGAAAGAAGCUAAGAAGGAAGAGAAAGAGGAGUCUGAUGAUGACAUGGGAUUCAGUCUCUUCGAGUAA
Messenger RNA from Camelina sativa (false flax), 181 nucleotides. The record is from RefSeq and is a predicted model, not a curated record. NCBI's taxonomy places the organism in Eukaryota, Viridiplantae, Streptophyta, Magnoliopsida, Brassicales, Brassicaceae.